AUGCCUGCCGUAAAGGAGCCGAACCGUCACACAAAAGCAAGAUGGAGGAUCUCACAGUCGAAGUAUGCGGCGAAAACGGAGCGUAUUAUAAGGCCUUUGUCACCGAUGUCUUUGACGACGAAGUUUUGGUAACUUUUGAGAAUGACUGGCAACCCGAAUCGAAAUUCCCAUUUGCUCAAGUCCGUCUACCUCCAAAAGAUGGUUCCAAAACAGAAUUUCAGGAAAACCAGGAGAUCGAAGUAUUCUCUAGAUCUAACGAUCAAGAAGCAUGGGGUUGGUGGAAAGCACUUAUUAAGAUGAGUAAAGGAGGUUUUCAAGUAGUCGAAUACUUGGGAUGGGAAUACACAUAUACUGAAAUUGUAGCUAGUGAGCGACUGAGAGCCAAAAAUCCAAAUCCCCCUAUUGACAAAAACACAUUUCACAAGAUCGAAAUUGAAGUACCUGAAGAGCUGAGAGAAUUUGCGAAGAUGGACAAUGCACAUAAAGAAUUUCAAAAGGCGAUAGGGGCGGCAGUGUGCCGAUAUGUGCCUGAACGAGGAGUACUGCUGGCCAUCUCCCGUCAUGAAAAUAUACAUCGUCACAGUAGCAUGCUCCAAGAAAUGCACUUUAGAAACUUAUCGCAAAAGGUUUUACUGUUAAAGAGAACGGAAGAAGCAGCCCGUCAACUUGAAUCCACUAAGCUUCAAACAAUAGGGGGCAAAUUUAGAUCUUCAAACUUUAUAUAUCAGCGUGUCUCAGACUUUGAGGCAGGAGUGAAAACAAAUUCAAGAUAUACUGAUGAAUUUAAUGUUCGAGAAGAUCUGAUGGGGCUAGCUAUUGGUGCUCAUGGUGCAAAUAUUCAACAAGCGCGAAAAGUUGAUGGCAUUACAAAUAUAGAGUUAGAAGAAAAUUCAUGCACAUUUAAGAUAUAUGGAGAGACGCAUGAAGCUGUUAAAAAAGCUCGAUCUAUGCUGGAAUAUAGCGAGGAAUCUAUACAAGUCCCACGAGUGUUGGUAGGAAAAGUAAUUGGGAAGAAUGGUCGUAUUAUCCAAGAAAUUGUCGACAAGAGUGGUGUAAUAACAACUGGCUCGAGUGGGAAUAUACAUAUUGAUAAAGUAAGAGUAAAAAUAGAAGGAGACAACGAACCUCAACCAACGAUUCCACGAGAGGAGGGUCAGGUGCCCUUCGUCUUUGUUGGCACUGUCGAAAGCAUCGCCAAUGCCAAAGUUCUGUUGGAAUACCAUUUGGCACAUUUAAAGGAAGUAGAACAACUGCGACAAGAAAAGUUAGAAAUUGAUCAACAACUACGAAGCAUGCACGGAUCGACUACAGGACCGAUGCCCAGCUUUCCUCCCACAAGACGAGGAAUGGUUGCAGGACCUGAAGAGGGUAUUAGCGGUCGUGGAGGUCGCGGUGGUCAGUCUCGAGGGCGCGGAUCUCGGGGUAGAGCCCCUACCAGACACAAUGCCGGAUUACGUAGAGAUACUUUGGAUGGCAGCGAGGAUCGUGUUCGGGAUUUACCGCCAAGAGGUGGUCAUCAGGGAGCCGGUAAUUCAGGGUACAUGAGUGGUAGACAAGGUCGUCCUCCAACCCAACGUAGAGAUCGUAGAGACGAACGUCGUCGUACUACCGAUGAUGAAGAUACUGUUUUAGACAGCCAAGACGUUUCAAGCAUUGAUAGAGAGUCAGUAUCGAGUGUGGAGGGAGGAGCUAAAGGAAUAAGACGAAGACGACUUCGGCGUUCGCGGCAACGAAGCUCAACGCCAAUAAGUGCUAGUCAGACAGGCAGUAAUGCCGGCCCGUGCGACCAAUCAACAAUGAAUAGCAAGGAAGGAACACCCGCGAACGACGUAUCCAUGUCUAACAACAGUUCGCAAGGACCUAAAGGCCAAAGAGAACAUCGGUCUCGUCCUCCUCGUAUGCAGCAGAGCAAUAAGCCUAAAGAAGCUCUGGUUAACGGUACCAGUGGCUAAGCAACCGUUGCGUUGUCGCCAAUUGCUACUAACGUUGCUACGUUACACCUGAUGAGAGCUAUUAACUCCCAGCACGUAACAUGACGCAUACCGACGCAAGGACUACACGAUUAUGGAACGCGACAUGAUUAGUCUACGCUCGUUGUUAAGACUGUUUGCUACCGAUAAGAAUACGACAGUUGUUUAAGAAAUCGUCAUUCUCCUUAAACACAUUUAAGGACACAUAUUAAUAUCCAUGCAUGGUUUAGUUUAAUGAUGGUAAUUACACUGUCAUGUUUGAUAUACGGAUACAUUCAUUGGGAGAUAGAGGAUAGCAUUUGGUAAGAAGGAUUCCCUGAUUGUGAAACUGUGCCUCAUUUUUAUACCAAGCUCCUAACUUAUGUGGCAGUGCUUCGGAUGUACCAUACACCUUGGUGCGGUACACCUUGGUCACUCGUUAACGUUUAACGAUCCAAUAUUAGGCUGGAUAAUCGCGGCUCGUACGUCAAUUAUCGCUCUGGAUAAGUUUUCAUCUAGAUAUGUCGCUCAGUACUUACAUAUAAUACAAUAUUUGCAGUGUGCUCCCGAUAUCAUUCCGUGAUAUCGAAUUUAUUUAAUUUAGCUUAUAAUAACCAAAUUAAAUGGCAGCAAAUUAUUCUACGUACUUUUCAUGAA
Messenger RNA from Atta colombica, 2606 nucleotides. It is a transcript of the gene Fmr1, whose product is annotated as synaptic functional regulator FMR1. Gene Ontology annotation, biological process: regulation of mRNA stability; regulation of dendritic spine development; central nervous system development. Bases 42 to 1952 code for a protein of 636 amino acids. The transcript has 15 exons. Gene Ontology annotation, molecular function: protein homodimerization activity; mRNA 3'-UTR binding; translation regulator activity. The record is from RefSeq and is a predicted model, not a curated record. Gene Ontology annotation, cellular component: axon; postsynaptic density; nucleus. Lineage: Eukaryota; Metazoa; Arthropoda; Insecta; Hymenoptera; Formicidae.